Topomyia yanbarensis is the source of this 34143-nucleotide messenger RNA. It is a transcript of the gene Lrp4, whose product is annotated as low-density lipoprotein receptor-related protein 4. Lineage: Eukaryota; Metazoa; Arthropoda; Insecta; Diptera; Culicidae. The coding region runs from base 1001 to 7081 and encodes 2026 amino acids. Gene Ontology annotation, molecular function: protein binding; calcium ion binding. The record is from RefSeq and is a predicted model, not a curated record. The transcript is spliced from 10 exons.
CCACGUUCAAAAGCACAAGCAAAAGCAAAACCUUCCACAGCAUCGCAGCAUCCACGGUAGAGGGCGAAACGCAAUUUCACCCCACCACCCAAAAUUCAACUGGGAUUGAAAGAGACUACAGUGCAAGUGCAAAAAAAGGGAGUUCCUCCAUCUUUUCUCGCGUGUUGAAUGCUUAAAAAAUCAAGUGAAAUCGACGACCCGUAGUGAAUAGUGUUCGGGAAACGUGAAAAACCUGCUGGCCGUGGCCAAGGUGGAGGGAUUAUGUGGUCCCAAAAUGGCCCAGCCCAGUGUUGAAAAUUUUCCACCCUACCACGCCAUCAGCAGCAGUGGUCGUUCAGUGGAUUUUAAAAAUGGAUGAAAAAAGUGAAGAGGAGCCAACAUCACGCCCACGUGCGAAAAUGACUCUGCGGAACGGAUAAAGUCAGCAUCUCAACGGCAAGAACUAUGAAGCAAGGAUAUAAGAGAAGAUUCCUACUUGGACUGGCAGCAAUCACCGAUUUCAACUUUUUGAAAAUUUGAAACAAGAUGAAAAAGUUGUUCAACACUCAAUAGUGGUUGAAAAAAAAAAUAAAAGGUUCCUAGAGUGACAGUGCGGAAAUCGGUGUGUGAAGUGUUUUGUGAAUCAAGGAUUUUAACAAAAAUGAAAAUGAAAAACUAACUAAAAUUGGCGUUUUCACUGGGGUGCCGCCACAAAACGUCAGCAACUGUGUCCAGUUUUUUUUGUUGUUCUGUGCUGUGCUAAGCGAAAAAGUGAAGCAAAACGCCAUCCAAUCAAUCAAAGUCAGGCAAAGGAUUACUGCCACUGGAUUGUGACCACCCCCGGAUUAUUCCUUACAGCACCUCCACACAAACACGCACGCACACAUUCAAACACACACACGCUCACUCACAAACACCAAUAGCACCCAUACAAACACAUCGACGCGGACGUGAAACGGAAACGACGGGAACCAAUUUGCGCCCUCCCCCGCUCCGGUGUCAGACACGAGUCAGAGUGAUCAUGAGCAGCAACAUUUGGAACGGGCUGAUCGAUCGAAGUCGGAGUGGAUUUUUACGGAAUGUCUCGGGACGGCUGUUCGGUAUGGUUGCCACCUUUUCGGCACUGCUGCUGGUCAUCGGAGUCGUGGUAUGCGACGAGGAAACAACGCCCCACCCACUGGACGAUCAUCGACGCUACUCGCAGCCGAUUCUGUACCCCGGUGCCAAUCAGUUCACCGGUCCCCGCCAGCUGUAUCCCUCGUCCGGUAAGGUGAAAUCCUCCGAGGGUCGACUGGUGAAGACAAAAACGAACCCGAAAGCGAGACCGAACAUCCGAACGCCGCUACCGCCGGGGAAGAUUGUCCUAGCACCGCGGCCACUUCCACCGGUGUACGGUGUGGGGCAAGAGCUGCCCCAGGAUCUGCGCAGUCACCGGUCCCGCCCGGUACCGAUCUAUGUUCCGCCCGGCUUUGGAACCAUCUAUCACGGUAUCCACAGGCCGGCCGGUGGUGAGCGGACGGAAGACUACCGACCGCAUCACAAUGGGUACGAUUACUCACUGGAUAAGGUGUUCGUCCCCGAAGGGGACCUGCUGAGUGAGGGUGUCGGUGGCGGAGAUAGCGCACCCGGAGUGGACAACUGUGACAUUCGAUGCGAACCGAAAGAGUUUCGGUGCGAUAAGAGCUGUGCGUGUGUCCACAUGGACCUGCACUGCAAUGGGCAGGCAGACUGUAUCCUGUCGGAGGACGAACAGAACUGUGAAGCGGUUCAGGAAGAGUUGGUAAAGCAGAUGAAGCAGAGCUGCGAGGCCAGCGGAUCGCACGUAAUUUGCGCCACGACGCAUACGUGCAUAUCGAAGCAAUGGUUGUGCGAUGGGGACGAUGAUUGCGGGGAUUAUACCGACGAAACGCACUGCGGAUCGCGGAACGAGUGCUUUGAGGGGAAGUUUCAGUGCCAGAAUGAGCUGUGCAUUCCACGGGAGUGGGUGUGCGAUGGGGACAACGAUUGUAACGAUUUGUCCGAUGAACGGAAUUGUUCCAGGCAAUGUACCCAGGACGAAUUCCGCUGUCACGACGGGAGCUGCAUUUCGGCCUCGUUCGAGUGCGACGGCGAAGCGGACUGCAUCGACGAAUCGGACGAGAUGACGUGCGAUCGACCGAUGCAGAGCUGUCCGGAGGGAGAAUUCAAGUGCAAGGGAUCCCUCGGCGGAUUGGGUGGCCCCGGGGGACGCUGCGUGUUGAUGCGGUUCCGUUGUGAUGGCGAUAAUGAUUGCGGCGAUUGGAGUGACGAGGAGGGUUGCCCCAAGAAGCAGGUCCUAUGUACGGCCAAUGAGUUCAAGUGUGACGAUGGGGAUUGUAUUCCGGUGCAGUGGCGCUGCGAUGAUAAGCAGGACUGUAACAACGGGGAGGAUGAGAAGGGCUGCCCGGUGGAUAAGCUGGGCGGGAGGACGUGUUCGCCGGACGAGUACACGUGUAAGGAUGGGAGGUGUAUUUUGCGCUCGUGGGUAUGCGAUGGUUCAGCUGAUUGUAAGCGAGGAGAAGACGAGCAGGACUGUGACACGAAAUGUGAACUGAAUCAAUUUGCUUGUCCUUCCAAUAGUCGCAACAGCUCUAGAGAUUCACUCUGCAUCAACCAGAAGCACGUAUGCGACGGCCACAAUGACUGCGUAGACGGUGAGGACGAACUGCGUUGCCCGAUCGUUCAUCCGUGUAAUGCCCAUUCCCGGUGCGAACAGCUGUGCGUGACCGCCUACAGUAAGCGGGAGGAGUGCAUGUGUCGGUCGGGUUUUCUACUGCACGGGAAUGGGUACAACUGUACCGACAUUGAUGAGUGUUCGAUCGUCAACAGUCCAGUCUGUUCACAGGAAUGUAUCAAUACGGUUGGAAGCUUCCGAUGUGGUUGUAAACCGGGUUAUGUACUGAGACCGGAUCAGCGUACCUGUAAGGCCGUUGGAGGAGCUGUCAAACUGCUGAUGGCCAAUCGUGCCGACAUCCGACAGGUGUCGCUGAGUAAUAAUCAGUUUACGUCGAUUGUUAAGGGAUUGCCGAACGCCAUCGCUUUGGAUUAUCACUACCAGCAGGAUUUGCUGUUCUGGACGGAUGUUUCGAUCGAUGUCAUUAAACGGUCGUAUCUUAACGGAACGGGAGUUAAAGAUGUUAUAAAGUGGGGUUUGGAGUCCCCGGGAGGUUUAGCAGUCGAUUGGAUACAUAACCUACUGUUUUGGACGGAUUCGGGAACUCGACGCGUAGAGGUAUCUACGUUCGAUGGAAAACUGCGAGCAGUUUUGGCCGCAAAUGAUCUUGACAAACCCCGAGCGAUUGCCGUUCAUCCGGGAAAGGCAACUGUUUUCUGGACCGACUGGGGCACCGUACCGAAGAUUGAGAAGGUCUACAUGGACGGUUCCGAGAGGCAGACCAUCGUUUCUGAAUCUAUUUUUUGGCCAAAUGGUUUGGCUAUCGACUACACCACUAACCGGAUCUACUGGGCCGAUGCUAAGCAUGUCAUCGAAAGUGCAAAUUUUGAUGGAAAAAAUCGGAAGAAAAUCCUAAGUAACAACCUUCCGCAUCCGUUCGCUAUGACCCUGUUCGAAGACUCGAUGUACUGGACCGAUUGGCAUACGAGAACGGUGUCAACUGCGAACAAGAUCACUGGCCGGGGAUUCCGAAUAGUACACGAAGGUCUGCACUUUCCAAUGGACAUCCAGAGCUAUCAUCCGUCUCGGCAGCCAGACUACACUAACCGUUGUCCACUGGAUCAGCAUGGUCGUCACGGUGGAUGUUCUCAUCUGUGUCUACCGAGUCGAAAUCAUCGACGGUGUGCUUGUCCGAUUGGUCUUACACUGAAAGGGGACCAACGAACCUGUUCGAAUGUUCCAGAUAAGUUGCUGUUGAUCGCCCGGAAGAAAGACAUCCGGGUUCGUCAGUUGGAUCAACAGAAUCCUACCAAGGGAGUUGAUAUGGUCGUUCCGCUGGAUGGCAUUAAGUCCAACGUAGCCAUCGAUUGGUGUAGCCAGACGAACGUCAUCUACUGGACUGACGUGGGCAAAAGCAUCAUCAGUCGGGCAUUCAUCAACGGAAGUCAACAGGAGGCGAUCAUCAAAUCGAACCUUAUUUCUCCGGCGGGCUUAGCACUGGACUGGAUCACUAAUAAAAUCUACUGGACCGAUGCUGGAACGAACCGUAUUGAAGCGGCUAGUACGGAUGGGAAGCAAAGGGCACUGCUGAUCUGGGAGCGACUGGAUAAACCGAGAGACAUUGUGGUGCAUCCAAGCGAGGGUUACAUGUUCUGGUCGGAUUGGGGAUCCAAUCCGUUGAUCGAGCGGGCCGGCAUGGAUGGAAGCGGUCGGGUAACGCUGGUAUCGGAAAACCUACAGUGGCCGAAUGGACUGGCCCUGGAUACCGACAAUCAUCGGCUGUACUUUGUCGACGGUGGCACUAAGGCUUUGGAGUAUGUUAACUUCGAUGGAACGGGUCGGAAUCGUUUGAUUACGGAAGGACUGAAGCAUCCAUUCGGUUUGGACGUGUACGAUAAGAAGGUGUACUGGACGGAUUGGGAUACGCAUAGUAUUCAGGUAGCGGAUAAGUUCACUGGAGGUGAUCGGCACACCAUCUUAGCGAACAAUACCGAUUUGAUGGACAUUCGGGUGUUCCACCGGACUCGGAAAGAUGUGCGGAAUCCGUGCGGUGUGCGGAAUGGAGGUUGUUCGUACAUAUGCCUGCUCAGCCCUUCAGGGUAUAGCUGUGCUUGCCCCAUCGGUAUACAACUGAAUGACAACGGCAAAACCUGCAAGGACGGCCCCUCCAACUAUCUCAUCUUCGCCCACCGCACCGACAUCCGGCAAGUGUCGCUGGAUAGCGACUACCAGAUUGACGUCGUUCUUCCGCUGCCACCGAUAUCCAAUGCCGUCGCACUGGACGUAGAUUCCCGAACCGGGGACAUCUACUGGGCGGAUACGAUCGAGGACGUUAUAAUGAAAUCCUCACCGGACGGAAUGCGAGUGAAGCAAGUGCUCAGCGAAAGCAUGGAUAGCGUCGACAGUAUUGUGGUGGACUCGAUUGGCCGGAAAAUCUACUGGGCCGAUGCUGGACGUUGCUCGAUUGAAGCUAGCGAAUUGGAUGGUAGCGUCCGUACGGUACUGAUCUGGCACGAUCUGGUGCAUCCGAAAGGAAUCGCAAUGGAUUACGAAAGCGGAUAUUUGUUCUGGUCCGAUUGGCGCAAAGAUCCGAUCAUUGAACGUGCCGAUAUGGACGGGGAUCGAAGGAAGGUCAUUGUUGCAACAGACCUCGGAUACAUUUCCGGUUUGGCAGUUGACGGACUGGAGAAGCGAAUCUACUGGACGGAUGCCAAAGCGAAAACGAUUGAGUCCUGCGAUAUGAAUGGAAACUCCAGAAAAAUGUUGCUGGAGAAUCUUCCGCAUCCGUACGCACUGGCAGUUACUCGCAACUGGGUCUACUGGACGGAUUGGAUCACUAAGGCGCUUCAUUCGGUACCGAAGACGAACACUAGCAAGAUUCGAAAAGUGGCCACCGAUUUGGAGCAGCUGAUGGAUGUUAAAGUUGUACUGGAGCAGGAUGAGUAUACGGAGAACCCGUGUGGUAAAAGCAAUGGCGGAUGUUCGCAUCUGUGUCUGAGAAAACCGAAAGGUUUUUCAUGUAAAUGUCCCACCGGAUUACUGAUGAAGGAAGGUAAUUCCAAAGAGUGCAAACAGGUUCCCGAUGAAUACCUUCUGAUCGCCCUUCGUUCCGGAAUCGGCCGCAUAUCACUGGACACACAGGAUCUGUUCGACGUAGUUCUACCGUUCGAGGGAGUCCACGGAGUGGUUGCCUUGGAUUACCACUUCGACCGGAUGUACAUCUUCUACGCGGACGUUAACGUGGACGCUAUCCGACGAGUCAGUAUGCACAAUUUAUCCGACACCAAAGUGAUCGUCGCCAGCGGGCUAAACACCCCGAACGGCAUUGCCGUCGAUUGGCUGGCGGAUAACCUCUACUGGACGGAUGCGGCAUUGAAAAAAAUUGAAGUCUCUCGACUGGAUGGAACCUGUCGGAAGGCAUUGCUAACCGGCGGUUUAGACGAUCCACGAUCGAUCAUUCUCUAUCCGAAGCGUGGCUUUAUGUUCUGGGCCGAUUGGGGCCAGGCACCAAGAAUCGAACGAGCCUACAUGGACGGAUCGGAACGGCGAAGCAUUAUCGAUUCGGAGCUCGGAUUCCCGACCGGUCUUGCGAUUGAUUUCGACGCAAAGAAACUGUACUGGGCUGACGCUCAGCAGGAUCGAAUUGAAAUGUGUGACUUUGACGGGAAACGUCGAAUCCGGGUCAUCUCCCAGGCUACACAUUCGUUCGGAUUGACGCUGACCGCCAGCCACAUGUACUGGACCGACUGGCACAACAAGUCGGUCCUGCGGGCUCCGAAGCGUGUCGCCUCUCCGGUGGAAGAGGUUCGUUUUGGACUGCGAGGUGCUCUCGAGAUUCGAUCCGUUUCCGGUAAUCGUCAACCACACGAUUGGAACCCCUGCGGUCAGGACAACGGUGGCUGUACUCACCUGUGCUUAUUCGCGGAAACACGCUACGUCUGUGGUUGUCCGGAUGUUCCGGACGAAACCCACUGUCGGCUGGAACCCGCCUUCAAUGUACCGAUCAAAACCAACGACGAAAUCACCGCUACCCUAGAGGACGAAAAACCGGCCAAAUCGGACGGAUCUACCGUGUUGAGCAAGAACAAAAUGCACGCCCAAUUAGUUAUCAUCGCUACCGCCAUUCUAGCUGGCUUACUCAUAAUAGUAGUCAUCGCCAUCCUAGUGCUGAUUGUUAAUUCCAAACGGAAACAGAGUAAGAAAACGUCCCGCAGCGGUAGCGACGUGCUGACAUUCACCAAUCCCAACUACAACGGUGUCGACGGGCUGUGCCAUCCGGGCGGUGAGGCUAGCAGUAGCAGCAGCAGCUCUCGGAAUACCAUUUGGAAGCGGCUCAAGUACGAUCGGGCGCAGGAGCUGGUCUACGAGGAGAAAUUCCUGGGUCCACCGCACGGCACCGCAACCACAACUCUAAUUUCACCGGCAUCGUCAUCGCAGAUCUCCACCACCUCGGCAGUUCUUCCAGUGUAAUCCAACUGAAACUACAGAACAUCGAAAGGUGCAUCACAACUAACGGGAAAAAAGCAAAAAAAAAUCAAACUCACUCAGUUUGAGCAAACUAGCGAAAAUAGAUGACGACCCCGUGAUCAACUAUAUAUGCUACCAUUAAAAAACAAAACACAAAAAAAACAAUGAAACAUAUUCACUGACGAGAUCGUUCAAGGUAAUUCAAGGCAGCUACACUAGAAAGAGGUAAACUAAAAACAAAACAUUGAAGAUGAAACCUAAGGUUGAGUAAACAAUGUAUCUUACAUAAAUACAGAGAGUUAUAAUAUUUUUAUCAAACAUUUUUUAUAUACUGAAUAUGGGAUUUUUCUUUGGGUCCUUUUUUAUGACACAGCAGAAGCGUUAGAAAACAAACAAAAAAAAACGACGCAAAUGGGCGACAGAGAAAAAAAAAUCACGAAAGUUCUAUCAUUACCUCUGUUUUCAAGAGUUUUAGUAUGUACAGUGAAUAAGUAUAUGCGAAAAUACAUGUUGAAUUGAAGGAAGAAGAAAAAAACAAACAAACUACAGUCGCCUCCCGCCGGCAACAUCCUGUUACAUUCAUUCGGUUACCAGAGCAGGGAACACAAAAACAAAAUAUGUUGCAAGCUUCCACGAUUUGAGCACAGAUGAAAUAAUGAAUGAACAAAAACAUACCAAUAUACCAGCAACAACAACAGCAAAAAAAACUAACAAAAGUGAAAAAUAAAAACAACAAAAAUCAUGACAAAGCAUUACUAUGAAACUGGUUGUAAUUUUAUGAACAUACACUCACACUCAUCCCAUCCCAAAUACUAAGCAGAAACCAAAAAGCUCUGUAACACUAGUGACAGAAAUAACGUAUUAAUAGAGUAUAAACAAGUCGGGGAAAGAGCCGAAAAAAUCCUAAACGUGUAAGUGAUCGUGACAUGGAAGGAAAAUGCUGAUCACUUUUUUUAAGUUGUCACGUACUAUUUACUACCAGAACCAUUUAGAGAUAUCUGCGCUGUGACAUCGCGAGCAUAACUCCUAUAUAUACCCGAGCCGGCCUUUAAAUAAUGAAAAAAAAGUAAAGAGAUCAUCGAUUCAGCGGAUUUGUGCGGAUAUUUUCUUAAUUUUGGGUAAAUAAUUUAAAAAUCGAUUUUUGAUUGGUGAAAAAAGGAUGUACAGAUUUCAUAUUCCUAAUUGCAUGGUAAUUCAAAAUUAUAAAUGGCGACUGGCUGGGUUCUUUUUUUACCCAUCUUACAGAUACUUAAUGACAGGUCGACCUAGGUGGUGUACCAGAAUUUCGAUUUUUUGAAGCUCUUAACUCCCCUGAUAUUCAUAGUUUCUCAUUGUUUACUUUUUCACUUCCAUUAAUAACACGGCCAUUUAGACGAUUGUUCCUUAACUAUUAGCAUUAUCUGCUAGUCGAAAUCAGAGUCUUUCUAAACAAUAUUGGAAAGCUUUAGAAUGACAGUGUAAUAAUCGAAACGGAAAGUAAACAAAGAGAGGCUCUCAUUUGCACUUAGCACCAUUUGACCUGUUUGUCAAGAAAUGAGCGGAGUAGGCGAGAUAACAUGGAGACGCUUACUCGUUACUAAAAUUAUUACUCACUGCGCACUGGUAACACUGGUCUCCCAUCUACUAGGUCCUUAUCGCUGUCGCCUCUUAGAAUCAUAAUUCGGUAGUCUGAUGACGAAAAACUCCUUGUUAUCAUCGUUCUGAGAACGCCACUGGAAUGCCGGAAAAAAAGAUGGGUAGGUAAUGUCAGAGACAUAACCGAAGUGAAGUAGAAUACACUUAGGCUGGUAAUUCGAAUGCUGUAAUUUUUAAUAUCGUCUGCAUGGUUGCAUUAAAUUCAGCUAUCAAGUAUUGCCUACACGUACAUCACUUGCGAUGCGUUUCUGCAAAUGAAAUUUCGGUCCUACCUCGAAGCAUGCAGACACAUGUGUGGCAAAAUUCAAAUGCUAGGUUUGUUCCCAAGUUUCCAGUGGGUAAUUAUUGUUCAAGUGGAUGUACUACCUUUACUACUCACAUUAUGGAAUAUUUCAUUACCAAUAUGUGCAGUGGUAACAAAAGGCAUUCGGCUAGUUGCUUUAUUUUAGAAACUUUAGAGCAUGGCUUGCACAAAUAAAAUAAAUUAAAGGCCAAAUCGGAUAACAAAUACUAUUUGGACUCAUUCAAAGUUAAACUCACUCCACAGUUAAAAGCCAGUAGAAAGGCAUUUGCACGUGGAAUGUCAGCAUUAGAGAGUUCAGGCGAAUGUCCUAUAAAAAAUAUAUUCAAACCUUAACCAACCAGGUUUCUUCGCAAUAACCCUGCAAUUGUCACGUGUGAUAAAAACCGACAACAAAUGUAGUACCAGGACAGUACUUUCAACGGAGCAUUUCACUUGUAGAGCAGUGAAAUUCGCAAACAAAAUAAGUAAAAUAAAAAUCCCGUAUCACAUUUCCCAGUUUGCCCCCAGUAUCAAACCAUCAACAGAAACUUAUAUCAGUAUUCAACAAACCAACAUAAUCUCCUUCAAAUCGUCAAUCGCAGCCACACUACCAUUUGCUAGAAGAAAACUAAUAAAAGAGCACACUCUUUCGCAGUGCACUCUGAAGUGCGCGCCCUGGUGAAUUUAAAAGAGCAAGAGAGCGCGUUCUCUCGCACCCAACCACCCCAUCGCCUUGAAAUUCGUUUAUUUAGCUCCGAAAGAAAAAGCGUUCUGUUGCAUAUAACUGGCGCGCAUGUAUAUCAUUGAAAUGAUGCCUGGCGGUAGUCAUGGAAUGCAUUGCUUCGAGCUCACGGAACGUAGCAACUGCUACGAGGUCAGAAAGCAAACUGACUAUUUUUUUGCUUAUGUGCUGCUUUUAUAUGUGUGUCGCGAUUCAGUGGAUAGCAAAAAGGCGGUCCCAGCAACUCUCGCUGCUUGGUUGAAUUGUUCGGACCAAUCAGCGCUGAUAAUUACCACUUUCACAAAACACAUUAUUUUUGUUAUUUAUAGUAAUAGUAUAUUUUACGGUAUCAAAUAUAAUAUACGUGCACAUAUUUCCGAUUAGAUAGUGCAAAAAUAUAGCGAUUCCGAACAGUACAACAGAAGUUAUUCGCAUUUGAAAACUGGGAAAAUAUCUCAGCAGAAACUUUGAAACGGGACCCCUAUAUUGAAACGUUAGAAGUAUUCUACUUUAAAACAAAAUCCUUUUCCAUUACUCCUCAUACCGCCAACCGAUCUUAACACGACCAUGGCAUUUCCAUACGGAGUGCGGAAGACGACAGGAACAGGAAAUAAUACGUUGUUUGAGCUUCUCCGUACUAACUCCAAGUCGCAGUAGAUAUUCAACCAAAUACCCACAACAUGGUCGGAUACAGGACAGACUUGACGAUCCGUUGCCUUGACCGCCAUCUCCGCUCCUGUGGUUAUCCACUCUUAAAUUGCAUCACAUAAAAUUCAUUCCAUAUUGCACAACGAGAGAAUGGCCUUUCUAACGCGUACAAUCCCGAUCCGCUGUUAAAACAAUUGUUCGGAUAGACACUCCUCGAAAAGAUUUCACUUAUUUUCUUUAUUUCUCACUUUACGUCUCGCGACAUGCACAUAAAAAGAAGCGUCGCGUUUGACAUACAUUUUCGUUGACAAUCACGCAACAAUACAACGCAGCGUUUGUUUAUGUCAAUUAUAACACUUUUCUGCAAGAGCUUUCAUACCGCCUUGAUAGUAUGCGGGAAAUACUUUCUGCUACUCACCUGCAGAUGGCGAAGCAAGCACGAAGUAUGUGAAAUUUUACUGGCGAAUUGCACAUAAGUCAAAAACCAAAAAAAGUAACUUUUCACUAUCGAAAAAUGAAACAUUUUUUCGAUUUUUGUCACCGCACAACCGAAAAUCGUCAAAGCACGGGUUAGUUAAGAUUCGCGAUUAUCACAAAGUCACAAAAUCCGCCUAAAAAUGCCGAAUUUGCUUUGAAUAUCAAUUCAAAACCAAGAGCACAAAUAAAAACAAACUGCAUCACAACAGUGUUGCCGCUUCUCCCAACUGUGUUUGGUGAGAAACGGUUUUCACUCAAAGUGAAUUUCGUAAAUCAACUUUUACACGUUAGUCCCAAAUUAGUCAAGAGUUUAUCGAUUUCUACUAUCUGUGUGACAACAGCGACAAUUUUCCUUGUUCGAGUGCAUAUGAACAAUGUUGCUUUAGAAUCUUCUUCGCAACGAAGCACGGUGAAUAUGAAUCAGCUGCAUUCGUCCAAUAUCGUUCUUCGCUCUUAUAUUCAAGUUGCUGUUGAUAUUCACCCACGAAUGAAGCCGACGGCCAAUCCGUGUUCAUCCGAAUGCUUUAUCCAUACGUUCUUACCUUGCUACUCAUCGAGCGACCGAAUGAACUGCAUGAGGAAUCUAUUAAGUGAAUGACGAAUAAACGAAUCAGCAAACCAUUCCUCACCAUAGCGAUGAUCGUUUACAACUGUUGGCGAAGAUGACUACAAUUUCAUCUUCGCAGAAUGAUGACUGGCGAAGAAAUAUAUUUGUAUUCUGAUGCGUUGUACUGUUCGGAACAAGCCAAUGCGCUACUGGUUCUUAGUACAAAACUAUGGGUAAAAUUAACUGGUAGCCGAAUCAAGGCAAUAUAUGUUAUACAUAUAUAGGACAAUCUUAAUAGAAGCCUUGUUUAUCAAGCAUUCAAAGGAAAUUGAAUCCAUGUCUGGUGAUAAAAUUCGGCAUGAGGCAAAUAAAAUGAGGAUGAAGUUUUGAUUUUAAUCUGCGCAUGGUGAUAUACCAUAGUAAUUUAAUCCAUUGCUGAUGUUUUGCUAGUAUCACGACGAAAUCGUUCAAUCAGCACGACUGUUUAAAAAUAACAUAUCUUAAGCAGUAAAAUGAACAGUUUUUGGUGGGUGAAAUAUGGAUAACGCAAAUAUUAUUUUUUGCUCCCCCAUGCGGGAGACUUGACGAAGAGUGUUGUGAAAAAUAAAUAUCAUGCAAAUAAAGGCAUAAGAAAAAAGAAGCUGUAAUUAUUUUUUUUCAAUAUUGUCGAGAUCCUUAGAUACCAAUAAAAAUAUAAAAUGGUUGCAUUUCAUGAAGUUAGAUUUUUGUAAAUGCAUUUCCUUUUAGGGAUUAACUAUACAGCAUACAUUGCAUGCGCACACGUCUUAAAUUCAGCCAUAAGACUAACUGCUAACUUUGUUUACUAGUACUAUAAAGAUAGAUUGAUGUUCAGGGUGAGUUUUUUUGUGACGUGGUUUUCAUUAGCAGGUACACAAAAUUUGUAUCUUUCUUCAGCCUAUUACACAGUGGUCGGAAACGCCAAAAACGUAAACUUAAUUCACUAGAGGCCAAACCAUCGAAUAUAUCACAGGGUGUCUUUGGAGGAAUUGUUCGUAUGAAUAUUCCCACAAUCUGAUAACAAUUGAAAUUAGGCAUGGCUUACUAUGAUCGAACUAAAACAAUUAACUUUUUAUAUUAAUGAGGUAUAAAGUUGAUGUCUUCGACAAAUUUGGAAAUGCUCGUAGUGAAGAAUUUUGUUGAAGAACUUGAGCUUGUAGGACUAAAGGUUAUCGAUUUAUAAGGCGUUUUCUAUGGCAAGUUGUAAUUGAAUGUCUAGUUUUUUUUAAUAUAACUUUUUUAAUUGUGAUUUUUCGUGCAAACAAUGUUCGAGAAAAAUGUGUAGGUAUCAACUACAUAAUAUUGUCGAAGACUGUAUGUAAAAAUACUUAUUCGUUUCAAAGUUAUUGAAGAUUUUGACAUUUAUUUACACCAACUUCAACUACGUAUAAGAAAGAAAGAUGCAAACCAAAAUGCACGAACAGGCACUUUUUUCACUGUCUAAACUAUGCACAAUAAAGGUAAGAAGGUUUGGUGCGUGGCACUCUACAACCCUAUGAAUAGAGUAAGCUUACUUUAUCUUUUAUGAUUUCAAUUUUUAUUAGAUUGUGGGGAAUAUUCAUGCGAACAAUUCCUCCAAAGACACCCUGUGAUAUAUUCGAUGGUUUGGCAUCUAAUGAAUUAAGUUCACAUUUUUGGCGUUUCCGUGUAUUGCCACUUGGUUAAAUCUUCCCAUAAAAUCUUGGCCAUGUCUCCCCAACAUUUCUUCAUUGAACGCAAAUUUUAGUAGUAACUAUUCCAAUAUUCCGAUUUAUGUAAAAUCAUUUCACUACUUCAUAAGUAAUAACAUGAUAUGAGUUCCAUAAAAAAUAAUUUACUCGAAUAAAUACACAAAGUUUGAUUUAAAAAAACAUCAUUGAACGCAAAUUAAUUGAUUACAGAAUAUUUUCUAUGAUGAAAUGAUUUUCCAUUUCAAACUUUAAAAAAAAACCUUGAGGGAUCGAAACUAGUAUAAAAAGAUUUUUUUAAAUUUAAGUGCCAAAUAGAAUACGUUACAACCAAUUGUAGAAUCUUACGUCAAGUCUCCCUAUGUUCCCUUACUCUAUUGUCGGAGCAAAUAAAUUUACGUAUAUUUUCGAAAUAUAUUAGAAGUACCAAGUUCCAAUCAAUCGUAAAUCUAAGAUUCACCCACAUAAAAUAAAUAACUUGAUCAAACUGAUUUGAAAAGAAAUCCGAAUAUAAUCUGUAUUCGACCUAUAGUCAUUUGAUUUCUUACAUUUUGGUUAUUCUAAUAUUAUAAAACAUACUGUUACUGAGAAAUAAAAUCUAUAAUCUGCGUCAAAUAUAAUUUGGCACCAUUUUUUUACGACAUAUUUUGAACACUAUUUAUUUUAUACUUCAGAGGUAAAAAAUUACAAACGAACUUUUUCAAAUACAUAAAACUCACAAUCCAAUUAUUGAAAAUCAAUUGAAAUGUACUAUCAAAUCCAAUUUAAACAUGCAUCAUUUCUCCCGAUUCCUCAUGGCAAUCGUGGAAUUAUGAAUCGUUUUCUAUGACAUUUUCUCAGCUGUGAUUUUUGAUUAAGUUGGAGAACUUAAAGAUUAACUAAUAAUACUGAGACCAAACCAAACGAAUUUGGAGGAAUUAGCAGUAAAGGAGACAAAUGUAUGAAAAGCGUCCAAAAUAAGGAGGGGUCCAAAUUACGUAGAUUAUCUUAUCAUUCGUUCUUCAACAUCGUAUUUCUAUCUCUUGAUUUUUGUGUAAAUUUGCAAUUUUUCUGCAGUCCGUUUUAUAAGACUCUUUCUCAAAAUGUAUUCCACAUAACUUUUUUUUCGCGUACGUCCAUUGUUCGUCCAACUGGGAAUAUUUUCUACCAAAUUAACAACUAAUAUCUUCAGUUAGGAGUAUUUUGUGACUUUUUGAAAGUAAAGCUUUCGAAGUUAGUGUAGGGUAUUGCGGUGUUUUGUGUUUCUCAAAGACAGUGACAAUUGUUAAAGUUAGUCCAGAUGCCAAAUUUUGCAAAGGUUGAACAAUUUUUAAUCCCCGCCAACUUCAAUUGAAAUUUUUGCCCUUGGCAUUAUGAAAAAAUAUUAGAAAAAAUACUAUUAUUAGUCUUUAGAAAAUUACAGCUCAUAUAUUUUUAAGGGAGCAAUCUUAGUAUUAUAAUAAGAAUACAUCCAUUUCUUGAAAAAAAAAAACGAAGUUAGGGUUUUGGGGUAUUUUGUUCCAAAAAUUACCUUUGUAAUAACAUUUCUGCUGUAUGCUGUAAAUCAUACAUCUUUUGCAGUUUUUCAAAUCUUCAACAACUCUAUACGGGUUAAGAUGGGAUUCCUAAUGAGAUGUUAUGUGUAGAACGAUUUUUUCAUCAAAUAUGGCGCCGUUCUUAUUGAUAAAAUCCAACAUAUUUUAUGUCACUGUACUGGGAUAAUAUAUAGAAGUACUGGUGUUUUCCUUUAAUUUUUUGGUGAAUUUCCUUUAAGAAUUAAAGGUGAUUUUUACUACGAAAAUGCGAAAAACGUUCAUUUCAUUUUCAUGUGUCAAAUUCAUUGCAAAUAUGAAAAUCGAAAGAAAAAAAUAUAAAACUUCCUUAUUCCAUUUUUUCAAUUACCUGAGGGAUAAGUAAAUUAAAAGUCUUUCCUAUUAACUGCAGCGGCAGAACGUUUUUGUAUGUAUAAUGAUGAAAUACAGCUACAUUUCACAGGACUUCAGUGCUAUGCUAAUAUUUAGAGGAAUGAAAAUGUUUUACCUUGUUUCGAAAGUAUUUGUCUAAAAAUGUACGGCAUUUUAUUAAUAAAACUUGCAAAGUUGAAUUUUUUCAUAAAUGUUACAUUCUGAGGAGUCCGUCAAAGUUAAUUUUCGUGUAAAUAAGAAUAAGAUUUUAUUAUAUAUGGUUAUACAAAAUAAACGAAUAAUUUUUCAACACAAUUUUAAAAAAAUACAUGAAUUUUACCGCAUUACCGCGCGGUGCGGUGCAGUAAAUGCAGUGCGGUUGCGGUAAGCGGAGCGGUUUUAUUUAUUUUUUUUUUGUAUUUGCGGUGCGGACUAUCCAUUUACCGCCCACAUUCGCACCGCAACGAACCCUAUUGGUUCGGGUUACUAAUUUAAUCUGACGAUGAUUCGGCUAAGCUUGGUUUAAAUCAGAAUGCAUUCAAUUGACAAAAACUUGUAAAUGAGCUCGAUUACACUUCUAUGGACACAGAAAUUGUUUUUGAUUACCUCGACCAUUAUGAUUCAUUGAAGUUCCAAUAGUCUAGUGGAUUCAUAAUAGGAAACAUGGUGUUGAUUAAUUUUCACCCGCGAGACAUCCGCAAAUUUACAAAAAUAAUUGAUUUGUUUUGCUUUGCUUACGAAGCUUCCCGCUUCGACUCUGAUCAUUAACCAAAAAACAUCAACAAGCAAUCAUUAUGUACUACUAAUGCUUCUUUAUAACAAAAGUCAUCCAAUUUCGAACAUAUCAAGCAAGCAUUUCUGUACAAUUUCGGUCAAGAAACUGACCCUUCCAGCAAUAAACAAGGAAUUUGUUUUUCUAUGACGCAAUGUAGGAGGAAUGAAGAACGAAGAAUCCUAAGCGAAGAAUGGCUAGUGGCGAUUAUCAUCUAGGCCAUUCGUGUGCCGAUCGGCAUGAUGCGUGAAGAUGAACAUCGCAUGAAUGGUUAAAUUCAACAAACAACGAUGCGAACAAGCAGCGAACAGCAGACAUCAGAUUCGAAUUUUUUGUUUCUUUGUGUUGUUCAUUUUCGGUGAUUCGGUGCCUUCGUGCGGCGAACGGGGUAGCGUUAUUCGAAGCAUGGGUGAAUAACACAACGAAUAUCGCAUUGAGGAUGAACGAAUGAACUAGUUUGGUGAAGAACAUUUGCAACAUUGCAUAUGAAUGCGAAGGUGAACACAAUCGAUUGAACGUAGUGUGUAUACAUGUCAUCGUUGAUCACGGUGACAGUUUGCAUUUUUCAUGGAUUUGAGUAAAAUUUUGAGCAGACACUCCUAAUCCGACUAGAAAUUGGUGGCGAUUGCUCUAAGAUGUCGAUUAUGUUGGUGAUUUCACAGCGUCAGAAAUCAGAACUAAAUCUAUUGAUUUUUGUUUUUCCCCUCAACUAUCUGACAGAGCAGAGAUGUAAACAAAACUAUAAAAACCGAAAAAUUAUGAUCCACGAGAAGCUAAUAGAAAAAAGGGUAAACCCUGUCGUUAAGGCUAUUGAAGAUGAAAGCAUAACAAAAUACAUAUAUAUGAAUGUUUUAUAUAUUUCUGGUUUUUUAUACAUAUCCUGCAAAUAAAAACAAGCGAAAAUAUGUAUGCAAAUCGAUCCUUCCUAUAUGAGUGAAUGACAGCGAGGCAGAAACACCGUUACUUGGGUUGCAUUCCAAGCGGGAAAGAAUUUAAUACUAUUAGAUUAAUACAGUUACAUUUCGAUUCGUUUCCCGAAAAGUUUUCCGUUUGCAAAUUUUUGAAAACAUGGCUGUGCGUUAUUUUUGAUGAAUUCAUCUCAGUUUUCAGUUCCGUAAGUAAAUAUGUAGUAUUAGGGCUGUUCCGUUUCGGAACCGAAACUGUUCCGCCUGGAGUGAGGGUUGCUCCAGGCCGAAAAUGUUUCGGUUGAGAUUAUUUUAGUUAUCACAGGAAACAGAGAAAAAACGGAACUAAAUAGAACAAUGUUACCCGAUGUAAAUAAUAUCCAAAACAAAAAAAAACCGCUGAGAAGAGGACGUGUUGUUUUUUUUUACUCUGAGAUGAACAUGAGAGUUUAGCAGUAUUUGAAGCAACGGUUGGAAUUUUAAUGAGGAAAUUGUACUAAACCCGCAACUAAAAGAAAUGAAAACUACUUUAAUUUCGGUUUAAGGGUAAUAAUUCCACAACAAAAAUACACGUAAUCGAUAAAACAUGCAAAUCAACUACAAAAAAAAGUGUUAAUAAAAUCAACUAACUACAUUAGGAUUAGAGGGAUAUAAAGAAAUGAGUCUAACUCGAAAAAAAAGACGGCCUCAAUCAAUAAGAUUGAUGGGAGGAACAGAAAUUGAUGUUGCCAAGAGACAACAAGAAGAGGAAAAAAAACUAAUCGUUUGUUAGAAAUACGAUUUUUUACUGUAACUAAGAAGGCAAAAUUUCAAAUGAAACAAAAAACAAACAGCAAACGAAUUAAAAACCUAGUGUAAAUAUGAGCAAUUUCCAUGAAUUGCAAGAAACAAUUCAAAACAAAAAAUCCGAUUGUAAGAAUAGCUGCAAAUGGAAAGUUUCCUUUAGAAGGGGAAAAAACAAGUGAAACAAUGUGCCAAAACUAGACGGGAGAUGGCGCUGGUGUGCCCAAACGCGUUAACCGAUCAGCUGUCAUUCUACUACAUAAUACUCUGGCAGCGAUCGGUAGUGUUGACCUUUUCGAUUGGGAUGAGUGGUAAAUGUCAAGUCGACGAGAUGACUCUCACGGUUCUCAUCGUAGUUCACAGGUUUUUUAUUAUUAUUUUAAACAUUUUAACAGUGAGAACGAAGUGAAGAGUUGAAACCAUACCGCACACCCGCCGAAGGUUAACACGCACGUGUUGGUGUGCAUCAGCACUUGACAGGCGUCCAUCUUCGUGGAGUCAAACAAAAGCUGUAAAAAUAAUGUCUGCUCACUGAAGAAUAAAACGUUCAUAAAGCGAUAUUUUCAACUAAAUGGAUAAGACUGAUUUGUUUCUGAGUUUUCAGGUUUGUUAAUUCACUAAAUUUUUGUUACUUAUAAUGCUCUGCAAAACAAAAACCGAGUUUGUUAUAGCUCUAGCGCGGUGUGCCUGUUUUUCGUGGUCCCAAUGAAAAAAGAUAUGGAACUUGCAAACAAAUGUCAAUGUUCUUGGAUUGAAGUUAAAAAUUAUUCAAAAAGAUCAUCGAGGUCUUGUCACAUUGAUAUUGACUAAUCCAUGUGCAGUUGUGUUAGUGCAAGAUUGAGGUUAAAUCGGGUGGAAUUUUUGCCAAAUGAGGUUAAAUCAGACGGCGAAUCGUAAACAUCGCGUAUACAUAUAUGUUUAUUCACAUUGCAACUGCAUGGGUAUCCUAGACGUCAGAUAAGUCAAUUGGCUAUUCGCACGUACACAAAUUUCUGUCAAACAAAAACACGUUAAAGCAUAGAACAUCGCAUACGAAAAAUAAACAAACGUUUUAUCAUAAAACUCAAAUCGGCAGACGUUGGUUGAUGAUUGAUUGGGUUUGGGAAAACGGUGAUCAAAUUUUACAAAUUACAAAUCGAUACACCAAUAAUAAAAUGUUGAAAUCAGAAAUUUGGUUCCGCUUUGCGAGAGAAUCGUGUCUGACUUACUCAUAUUCAUAAGAACAUCGUCAAUUUGAACUCAAUUUUGAGUAGAUUUUCGGUUCCGUGUAUCCCAGUAAAUGAAAAGGCGGCUUGGCGGGUAAAACUAUACGCUGGCGAUCGGUAGGCUAUUGAAACUUUGUUCUAGGCUACCCGCCGUAACUUGCCGUUUACUGUAAAAGUAGUGUGGGAUGCAACAGCGAUUUCCCGGUCAAACCAUUCGGAAUUUGAUUUGCAAUCCUGAAUGGAGUCAUUAUGGAUUCCAAAUCAAAUGCAACAACCGAUUCUGAGUCGGAAUCGGUUGUUGCAUUUGAUUUGGAAUCUCCAUUCCAUUGACUCCAUUCAGAAAUCCGAACCGGUUCCGGAAUGAGUUUAACUGGGUUAUGCCGAACCUACACGGAAAAAUAAAACAACACACAGAAUAAGUUGUUUUAACUUAAAUUUAGGUAGUUUUGAGUUUUGCGCAGAGAUGCCAGAUUUGCAGACAAGUCUGCAAAUUCGCAGACUUUUAAUUUAAGCUGCAGAUUUUUUGGAUGACGCAGAUAUUUGCAGAUUUUCUAGUUUGGUUGCAGAUAUUUGCAGAUUUUUAUGUUUUGUUGCAGACAUUUGCAGAUUUUUGAAUAUAAAGGCUUUUGGUUACACUAGCUUUCCUGACAUUUUUUGUACUUCCCAGACUUUUAAAAUUAUUAUUGCAGACAUUUGAAAAAAGUACCUGGCAUCUCUGGUUUUGCGUCGCUUUCGCACUUAUUAGCGUUUUCAAAAAUAAAGCGAGAGAUUCGACUCAGUCGGGGUCUUCCAUGGAAUAAGGUACUUUUGAGUUGUUUGAAGUAUACUCAAAACUAGGUAGAUUCAACUUAAAUUUAAGUAUAUUUAACACAAGCUUGAGUAUAAAGAACCUCCCAAUGAGUUGUGAUUUUUGCAGUGGUUAAAGUGAAACUACCUUCAACACGGUUUACCUAAUUUUACCUUAUUCCACGAUACCCCGAGAUUGCGUCAAAAGAGCUCAACUUUUGGUAGUUUUUCGUAUCUGUGUACCAUGUCGGCUAUUUUCACCGCAUAUUGACCAUGUGAAAAAUUAUAAAAGUACUUGCACCAUACAUAUAAUCUUGAGUCGCUUUGGUUUCAGUGGAAUCUUGAACGACGGAGUUUGUAGCUCACGCAUUGUGUGGCUCUGCAUUUGAAUCAUCCUCACAAACUUUAAUAUUGAUGUAAAAUAGCCAGGGAUCAGUAUUUAGAUCUACUGUGGUAUGCUCCUUCUCUAAACUAAGUGAGCUAAAGCAUAUUUUUUUCUUGGAACACUGUCGGUCUGCAUCCCAUGGUGGCACUAGCGUUUAUUCAUAGUCUUGUAAUACCAGAUCCUGUCAAAUGGCUCAUUUUGUUGGUGUAAAAAAUUACUGAGCCCAGAUGGAUGGUAGGACCGUAUUGUUCCUAAGUUAACCGUUUAGUUCAUGUCCAACGACGAUGUUAUUUAAGAAGAAAAAUGUUUCAGAACCGCAAUACUGCGUUGUUAAAUCUCCAGAUAAUAAUUAUUUGUGACAACUUAUUUUCUAUGCCCUUUUUUCCGCUUUUAACAUGACCUGAACAUUGCAUUUAAUGCUAGACUAUUUCGCAUGGCACCGGUUACCGCUCUAAAUGCAAGUCUUUGAAGUUUAUCUAGCAUUUUAAGUUGAUGUCUCUUAUUGUAGACCCAGCGAGACAUACGUUAUUCUUGGUUGGACUAUUACUGAGUACAAACGGGCUUACAACUUGCUCAAAAUGUGCAUUCCAGUUUAUUUUUUAAACCAGUAACCUUCUUCGACUAAAUGUGAUUAGUUUUAGAGGGAAGUAGAUUCGGGAAAUUCUGUUUACAACACUUCGAAAUGAAUUUUAAGGUUGGACAGAGAAUGGGCAAAAAUCGAAAAUGAAAAAAGCAGUUUUUUUCCACACCGUGUGUUAGAUCUUUAUAAAAAUCAAUCAGCUUAUGUAGAAUGUUGUUACAGUACUGCUGAUUGAUUUUUAUGAAGAUCUAACACACGGUGUGGAAAAAACAGCUUUUUCGAUUGUUACCCAUUCUCUGUUCAACCUUAAUACAGAUUGCAUAUUUAGGAGAACAGUCUCCUCAUAAGAAUUACAAUAUCGACAGCAAAUCAAAUUCACUUCGUAUUUCAUUUCAGUUAAUGAUUUCAAUAAUGGUCGUCUACAACUACUGACCACGGUAAUGGCGACAGAAAUCCACCUUGAGGGCAUCCCCUAUUUGUUUUCAUAGUCAGUGUCGUGUUUCUAAGCGAGGUAGAUUAGAUGUUUUGGGUUUAGAUCGUGUUCUUAGGAAAAGACGGGUUCCGGGACCUUGGAUUUGAAGUGAAAAGGUAAAUUUCUGCGAUGUGCUCUUUAAACCAGAUUUCUAACGUUUUCUUGGUUUGUCCAAAAUAAACUAUAUCGCAGUGAAAACAUAUUUCGUAUAUACCAGAUUUGCUCACUGUUUCCAUCGGAUCUAUUGUGGAACCUAAUGUACCGGACGUUAAGAUUUAUUAUUAUUGCAUCUUCGGUAUAUACCGUAGAUUACAUUUAAUGCUAUUGCUAGUGAAAUGUUAACAUUUUUAAUUGCUAACUUAUAACUAGAUUUAGUCAUAAACUAAAGCAGUUUCGUUGAAUUUUGCUACAACAUAUGUUUACCGGAUUAUUCUGUGCCAAGAAACCCAUAGAAGCGGACGAUUCCUUAUACCACGAAGAGGAACAAAUUAAUCCUUGAUAUAACGCCAGGACAGUCAAUAUUGUUCGACAACAUAUCGAAAAUGAACAUUCUUUGCAAGAAAGUGCGGCGAAACUCCAAUGUUGACAGAUCUAGCAAAAUGCAACAUUCUUAAACGGCGGAAGACGGAUAGGGUCGUUCUAAAGCAGUUUUCUGAAAGCAUAUCAUACAAAGCUUCUCUGAACGCGCUCCAGCCGGCUACGGCGUUGUAUGGCGUCCAUACUUGUACAGCGUACUCCAAGAUACUGCCGGACCAGUGCGCAGUAUAAAGAUUUCAGUGCGCAGAAAUCCACAAAAACGAAAACGCAAUGCUGCAAAAGCCUUCUCCGUUGUUGCGGUGAUGUGGUCAGCGAAACGAAGUUUUCUGUCGAAUAACACUCCCAAGUCACGCAUAGAAUCCUCCAUUUCGAUGACACAGACUUUGUAAGUAGCGGUUUGACCACUACCCGGGUUCUUAUUUGCCCGGCAGACCCUUUUGUCAGGGCGGCCUAGCUGCUUCUAUCAGAAUUUCGGAUUUUAGUAACACAACAAAAAGGCUAACAAACAAAUCAAAAUUUACCGACUUUUAUACCACCAAAUCUCCUCUGUGUGAUGGAACUGAUCAGCUGCUUCUGACAAUGGCGGGAGGGCAAAGGUUUUUAUCCGACCGGCCGCUCCGACAGUCGUGUUCUCCUGCUGGUAUCGUUGGCUGCUAUCGCAGUGGUCCUUUUCUUUUAUCCAGGGAAGUGAUCAAGGCUCUUUUGUCGGAACCUCUCUAGCUGCAGGACGAUUAAUCGCUGGGACCGCUCACUACCUGUAAAUGGUCAAAGUAGAUACCGAAGUAAACUACCUCAGGUGGAUCUGUUGCCGUACCUGCUUCGCCAUCGUUUGCGAUUAAAAGUGGAGGAAAGCUAUGCUUGUUCGACUGAUCCUCCAAAGUGAGAGCGACGUGGCAUCACCGGGUCCUUGGUAUUUAGCCGGGGAUGCAAGUAGCUCCUUUGCGGUUAACUUCCCGUUUCGGCUACCCAACACCACGAGUACCCGGGUCGGCACUUUUCAGCGGAGAUUGUCACCGUUGCAUACACGCACUUCACAGCACUGGUUAUUGUGGCGGUUAACUGUCCCGAAAAAAAACAAAACUAAGCGGGGCGUCUGUUCGAUGCCGUGGUCCGUCACUAUCUAAACUUGAUGGCCGCCUUCCAACCAAAACAAACCACCAACCGCAUCGCCGCACAGCUGUCAUCGCCGAUGCGCAGUAUAAUCAGCACACUUUUCACGGCAACAGGAGAGUGGUAACCAUCUAUACACUAUGUUAAUUAUACAAAUUCAAGCUACAAAAAAUAUCUAACCUAUCUGCACGUACAAAACAGUUUACAAACACGAAACUAUGCAAAAAUUUACAAACUAAUCGUUAACGGUACAAAACAGCGGUGAGCAUAAUGUCACCUAAACAAAUACACUCUACGGAGUGGAUAGUCAAAAAUAGGUAUAUUUCCACCCAGUGCUAAAUUGUUAUCCUGACGGGUUACAACUUGAAGGUAUAUUCGCAACGGCUUAGAGUUGCCGAGCGUCCGAAACUUAUUACCUUACAUAUAUCGACGAUGAUCUGCAUUCCAUUCAUUGGCUAUAUCGUCUUGGAGCACAGCUGAUUCGAGUACUAAGGCGAUUGAAUGAAAGAUUUUCAAAUCAUCAGCAUUGACUAGUUUUUCAGACUUAAUGCUGGUCGUUGAAUUUCCAUUCAAAGUGAAUUUUGACAGUUGGCUUUUAGGCCGUAAUCAUAUGUUUGUCGAGAACUAAUCAGUAAGAAUACACUGAACCAAAAAAAGGUGGAUUUCUGACUUAUGCGCAUGAUCCCGUUCUCAGUGUCGUGAUCUGCCUUAAUAUCGAGAAAACGAUUAAUCGGACAUAUCGCUCUCCGGAUAAAAUCUUUUUGAUCAUCAGAACAAUGUUCUCCGAAGUACUCACCACUAUCAUUAGUCAAAGGUCAUUGGCACUGCGUUGGAAACCAAGUCUUUCCACAAACAAAUUAAGCCUAUUGUUGCAAGUUUUAAACGACAAUUGGAGGCCAUAUAGCGACUUGUUUAGGCGACAUACCAGACCAUUCUUACGACCGCAACCCUCCGGUUGUUGCAAGCAAGUUUGCUCUGACAAACUUCCGCUGAGGAAUGACGUCUUGACAUCCAUCUGGUGUACGACCAAUCCCUCCUUAUUUACCAUUGCCAUAACUGCACGCAAUGUAUCCAGUCGGACUACCGGCGAAUAUGUUUCCUCAUAGACGAAUCCGCGUCUUUGACUGAAAUCCCGCGGAUCGUCUUCAGAUAUUUUGAUCUUGAAGAUCCACCUACAAGUUAUCGCACUCUGACCCUUCGGCAAUUUCACCACACUUCACGUAUUGUUCUUCGCCAGCGAAUCGAUUUCGUCUUGCAUAGCUUGCUGCCAUUGUGCCAAAAACGAUUUGUCAAUCUUCGAACCCUCAAGCAUUGCUCGAGCUUGGUCAACAAUUUUUCGGAUCAUCCUCUCACACCAACCGUUCUGUUCCGGUGUAUGAAUAACCGUACAUUCCAUUUGUAUUCCUUUCUUCCGUCGGAAAACUUCCAAUGCUCUAUUCUGAUACUCCCCAUCAUUGUCGCAUUUGAUACCAGAAAUCUGAAUCCCAAAUUUUGCAGUUACUACUGCCUCGUACUACUUAAACCAUUCGAGCACCUCACCCUGUUGCCUUCAUUGGAAAGAUCACAACAAAAUGCGACCAAUCGUCGACAAACGAGACGGAACACUGCUCUCCUUCAUGACCGAUCGGAGUUACUGGCCCGCAUGCGUCAAAAUGAAGGACUUCCAACACUCGCGACGAACGACAACCUUCUCGCAAGGAAAAGGCCUUUCGGGUUUGCUUUCCCUAUAACGCAACGUUCACAAACAAUUUCAUUGUUUGUGAACGUUGCGUUAUUACUAUUGGGAUACUUUCGGUAGAACUUGAAAGAAAACCAGCUGUCAGUUUGAAAGUUGAAAUCCAAGUGAGGCCAGCUCGUAUAUUCUGCUGUUAUAACCAGGGAUACCAGGUAUCUUUUUCAAAUGUCUUCACAUUUCAUGAAAAAUGUCUUCAUUUGUCUUCAACGGCCAGGAUUCUGAAUCGGUUAUUGAUUUUGAGCCAGAAUUCUGCCGGAAAUCAGUCAGACAUCCGUACAAAUAUCUUCAAAAUGAAAAACACGUCUUCACAACAUUUCAAAUGUCUUCAAAAUGAAGACAAAUCUUCAAAUCUGGCAUCCCUGGUUAUAACGCUUCCCACUGAGACGUCCAAAAAAUUGUUUCAAAAUCGUUCAACACGGGUCCAACGAUGGACGUUCGUUGAACGGUUAUUUGGACGUUGUCCAAAUUGGUCCAACGAACGUCCUUCAUUGGACGAUUUUGAAACCAACCGUUCUUAGAGGGUUGUGUGCGUGUCAGUAAACAUGCUAAAUAUCUUAUAGACACUUUAUGGAUAAUGUCAAAGACUAUUUAGUACAAUUCAUCGGUACACUGAAACAAAUAUAUAUUCGAAUGCUGAUACCACAUCUACGGCGCCAGUUCUAGCCCUUUCGUAGUUCGUCUGCACGUCAACAUCGAUAUUCUCGAACAAUCACCGAUUGUGUGAAAGUUUAGCUCGUAUAGCUUUCCUUUGCGGACCACCGGUCGCAGCAACCCAUGGAGUAACAUGGUCAUAUUUUAGUUCCACCAGCCAUGGAUUUUUGGAUUUUUUUUCUCUUAAUCUGUUGAGGUAACACUAGAAAGCUGUUUUGAUCAAGAUAGCCGUGCUAAAAGUUGCUUAGUUGUUUUUUUCUUCUGAUGCUCAAUACGCAUCUCUUGCAAAAUUUACAAUAGUUGAAUUGUGCCGAAAAUGUAGUCGAUUUCAGCCUAAAUUGGUAAAAUUUAUCAGUAUACAAAAAUGAUUCAAGCAAACGGAGGUGUUUCAAAAUUUUAUUUUUUAGCGAUAACUGAAAUUGUUCCUGGCCGCACUGCUCCAGCGGAAUCCAACCAGAAUAAUUCCAAUAACUGGAGUGGCAGCACUGGCGAAUCGCCCGGACGUGUUGUCGUUAACGUCCAAUAUUUUUCAAAGUUUUGCAGUGAUAUGUACAGUAUAUUUAACAGGAAAAUGAAGCAAUUCGUUCAGUAGGUAGUUUUUCCUGUUGAGUAACGUGUUAGUAGGUUGAAAUAUCGCGAGAAAAGUGUGAUUUUGCAAAGUGAUUUAUCGUCACAACUUUGCCAUUGAAGUAUGUGAAGCAAGUCGCGAAAAAAUACACCCGCUCGUUCCGCUAAGCGCGCCGUCUGGAGCUGAGUAGCUGAUGCAACAAUUUCACGGAUGGAGGGAAAUUCUUCACACAAUUCUCAUGAAUUCAUUUAUUCAGAGCUGAUGAGAUCGUUUCAUGUCAUUUUUCAAUGCUUGUCUAACUUCAUAAAUAUUUUCUUUUUUGUAAAUACGUGCCAGAAUCAAAAACAUUUUUCAUUCUGGAAGUGCGAAUAUAUUGCAAAUAUCCAAUUGAUAUGUGGAUGUAUUCGUGCGGGGUUUAUUGUAUAUGAAGGCGGCCUCAGAAUGUACGUGUAGGAACAGGCAUUCUUGCAUUGGGUCGUUGGAUGUACAGUAGAGAUAUUUCCGUUUCAUUUCCAGGACUAAACAUGUGUACAUCUAUCGAUGAAAACAAAUAUAUCAUUACAAGUCAAGUUUCUUCGAUAAGAGCACUGUCCGUCAAUGGGAAAUGGAUUGUAUACACACACAAACAAGCAAUAAUAGUAAUAACUUCCGUUCUACGAAUUUUUCUUGUAACUGUUAGUGCUCAAAUGAAAGGUAAUAAACACAGCUACUAGCAUUGCUUGUAGGUACUGGUGACCAAGUUUUGUAAAACCCAAAAGUUAUAGCUAUUUGAAAAUGUUAUUGUUUAUAAACAACAUGGAUAUGAAGACGUUAUAUCUUACAUGAAGAAGUCUCUCUGAUCUCCUCAAGAUUUGCGAGUCCUGCACAAAAAAAUUAUUGAGCUCCUUCUGGUUCUAGCGAGAGAUGGGCAGUCGCUGAAAGUGUGUCUGGAUGUUACCUCCACUAGAUGGCAUUUAAUACAGGAACUAUCUUGAGCUUUUCCUAAUUUGGCCAACUUCUCUACUCUUCCUCUUUUAAUAUUAAAUAAACAGUCUUGAUUGAGAACGGGGUGACAGGGCAGCAUCCUUUGCGACCAAUCAUCAAAUUUUCUCUUAAGGCUCUGCUAGAUCUAAAUCCAAAGCAUCAGCUCAGGACCUGUGAAGCGAGAUGAUGAACCCCUGUUACCUUAGCUCGUUUCCAACCAUUUCCAUGCUCGCUGUUCCUCUGUCAAAGUGAGCUUGCAUUUGCAUCCAAAAUUUCCCGACAUCCAAAGCCGAGUUUAAACUUGAAGAUACAGGAAGCCAGAACUCUUACACCGCCUGACUAUCUGACAAACUGACCAUCUCCUUCAUCCGUAGGGUCGUUUUUUAGCAAAAUUUCAAAAAGAAAAAACACGCUAAGCUUCAGGGUAACCGUAUCCGAAUUUGUUUUGGGCGUUUUGUUCAAUUCCUGCCGUCAGAUUCAGCAACCUCGUCCACUAUACUGCCGUCAUAAGCAUAUUUGUCCCAUGUUCUAUGGGAUUUCCUAUAUACAUAGGACAAUUAUGCGUAGAACGGCAGUAUACUCUUUCCACAGGACAAGAAUUUAAAGUAAUUCUCGCAGAUAUUCUGGGGCCUUCUUCAUGAUCCGCCGGGCGAUUGCCCAACAUUUUGUGUUUGGACAGAUCUCCCGGUUGGAAGUAUUCUUAGCCUUGAGUUCCUCGUUCGCGACAUAUCACACCACGGCCGUUUUUCCCCUAAUAAUUAAAUACCAAACCCGGCAAAACAGCACAGAACAAUUUGCUCCAGGAAAGGCAGCAGACGUUUUUUUCACGACAUUCGCCCACGUCAAAUUCCUGCUUGAAGGUCCGAACUACAACGAAAAUGUCGCACUUCUGGGCGCAGGUACAAGUAGCUUGCCAAACCAGAUAAUUCUUUUACUGGCUGGCAUAUCCCCUUCGAGCUAAGCAGAAGGAAGUGAUUCGGCGUUAGUGACUCCUGCUUAAACGUAUCCAGGGGAAUGUAGGUCAGAGGUCUCGAGUUGACCAUUGCUUCCGCUUCAGUCACCAAAGUUACGAACGAUUCUUCAUCCAGCUUCCUAGCGGAUGAUAAACAGCUGAUCGCCUCCUUAACCGAGCGCACCAUUCGCUCCCAACAUCCACCCAUGUGUGGGGAGGCUGGUGGGUUCAGGUGCCAUUGAUUCGGUCAACUUCGCGUUCAUGCUCCCGUUUUGCCCCAAUAAAGUUCGUGCCUUGGUCGCUGAAUAUUUCCUGUGGUGCCCCUCGACGAGCCACAAAUUUUCUUAUCGUCGGAAUCGGUCGUUAAGCUCGCUACCACUUCCAGGUGGACUGCACGAAUUGUCAAACAUGUGAACAGCGCCACCCACCUUUUGACAUCACUUCUUCCAAUCUUAAUCAGGCAAGGGCCAAAAUAAUCGACGCCAGUAUAGGUGAAGGGUUUGACAAACGGUGUCACCCUGGACUCCGGAAGAGCUGACAUCCGUGGAACUUUUGGGGUAGCUUUGAAAACUCGGCAGUACUGGCAAUGUUUCGCUGUUUGACGUACUUCGACCCGCAAACGUGAAAUGGCAAACUUCUGGCGAACUUCAUUUACGACGAUUUAUCCAUUCUUAUGGCCCUGCUGUCUGUGGUACCAAUCCAGUAUCAAGUUGGUUAUGUAGUGUCCUCUUGGCAGAACCACGGGGAAUCUGGCAUCGUAGGAAAGAGAUUCUGCUUCCUUCAGGCGACUUUCCAUUCGCAAAACUCCGAAUUCGUCUAACUCAGGCGAUGAUUUAAAGAUACUGCUCGAUUUGUCGAGUGGUUUCUGCUUAUCCCUCGGCAGUUCAAGGUUUCGGCGUAGAGUAAUUACUUCAUCUUGAAGUCCCUCGUACUGGGCGAUUUUCCAGGCUGUUCUUUCUGCCAAACGAAACUCGUCUCGAGCUGCAUCCCGUUGUAUUAAAGCAUCUCUAUUUACUCUUUUCUUACAUAGUGAGAUAAAGCGAUGAACGUAUUUCAGCGCUCCUAGUAGGCGUUCCCACUUCGAGAACCGGAGGAAAUCAACCAAACUUUUAAGGAUUAGGUAUCUGUGGACAUAAACCGGUCUUAGCUCCACAGAUGUAUCUGGUGGCGGUUCUUGUGACUGAUGAUUGUUUUCUUCGAAGAGUACUGAUGGUCAUUGAAACCACCUGCUAUCUUGUUCAAGCACCGGUCUUUUGCUUCACUUGGUGGCUUCAUCUGCGACAUUGAGCCGUGUGCUGAUCCACCUCCAUUCGAUUUCGUUCGUUUCAUUUAACACUUCGUUGACCCGAAAGGCCACGUAUUGGCUGUACCGGCGUUGGUCUGACUGAAUCCAGGAGAGAACGGUACUGGAAUCACUCCAAAAGACGCGGCGAGUUAUGGGUAUACUAUGCUGCUUGAUCACAGUUGCCGCCAAACGUACCCCUAUGACUGCUGCUUGAAGUUCCAGUCAUGGUAUCGUUAACGGCUGUAGAGGAGCAACUUUCGCUUUUGCUGCUACCAACGAGCAUCGAAUGUCUCCUCGAUCAAUUAUCCGGAAGUAGGCGGCUGCUGCAUAUGCAUGUUCGCUAGCAUCGACGAAGACGUGGAGCUCCAUGGUCAGGUAACUGAACGGAUCUUAACCAGGAAAAUAACACUUUGAAACCGCUACCUUUUCUAGCGUUCGAAGUACGUCUACCUGCACUGCUGCCAUCGGUUGAUAAGGUUAUUCGGAAUUUGGUCAUCCCAGCCGAUUUUUGCGUGGCGCACGUCUUGGAUUAAGAUUUUCCCAUGAAUUGCUAUAGCUGCGAUUAGCCCAAGCGGAUCGAAAACGUUCAUGACGACUCGAAGUAACUGUCUUUUGGUGGGAAUCGCACUACCUUCGAUCAACGGACACAGGUCGGGCCGGAAUGCGAUCGCGAAGCUGAAGUUGUCCCGCCUGGGGAGCCAUACGAUACCUAGAACUCUAUCGAUAUCGCUAUCUUUCCCAAACUUGAAGCUGCGCACUGUAUCGGUAUUGAGUUCCCCGACCCGUCUCAGGACUUUGUUCGAGUUCGAUGACCAGCUCCGUAGUUCGAAAUCGGCUUUUUUGUGGAUUUUCUGCACAUCCAGCGCUUCCACGAUAGUUUCUUCCACGGUAUCAAAACUAUCCAAGAAAUCAUCCACAUAAUGAUUCUCCAGUAUAGCCUUUGUCGCUUUCGGAUAGACCGCUGCAUGUUCUUCAGCAUUAAGGUUCUUUACAAAGUGCGCUGAACAAGGCGAACAUGCUGAACCGAAAGUGGCGACAUCCAUCAACCAACGUCUUCAUCGGUUGAUUGGGAUUGUCACGCCACAAAAAAAAAAACUGUGACUGACGAUCCUGUGAACGUAUGUAGAGCUGAUGAAACAUCUCUCUUAUGCCACAACCUCUCGUUGGCGAAACUGGAACAGAACUGCUGUCAGCGACGUUAAGAGGUCAGGUCCCUUUAGCAGCAUAGAGUUCAGUGACACACCUUUAACCUUCGCUGCUGCAUUCCAUAUAACUCGUACUUACUCAGGCUUUCUAUGAUUCAGUGCUAUACCAAGGGGUAGGUACCACACACGCCGAGGAUCGAAUUAAGAAAGUUCUCCGUCAUUAGCUUCAUGAGCGUAUCCUUUGACUUUGUACUCAUGAAUCUACCGCCGAACAUUUUUGUAUAGCUCUGGAUUUUUCAUCAGCUUUUUCCAGACUCAUUUGUCGUUUUUCUGCCGUUGAUUUGCUGUCUGGAAACUCCACGUAGUCAUGCCUCCAUAGAAACCCAGUUUCAAAUUUCCCGAAGGACGUUCGUUUUGUAGUUUCUGGCACGUUUGUCUUCCUCCCCUUCGACGGUUGGAGAUAUUGUGACUCCAAUGCUUUCUAUGGAAAACAACUGUUUGACGAGAUCAUGAAGCUCUUCAUCCUGCGUACGAGCUAAGAUGUGCAUGCUUCGAUGCUGCAGUUGCGACGUGUACACUUCUGACUCCGUUCCAUAAAGUGCCCAUCCCAGCCUGCUUUUCGUGGCAACCGGCUUCCCUGCUGGACCUUCUCGCACUUUCAAAGAAGUUUACAGAUUAACGUUGCUCAAACCGAUAAGUAUGCGUGGAACCGCACGGUAGAAACUUUUAAUUGGCAAACCUUGUAAAUGAGGGAACUGUUCCGCAAGUUUCUCAAACUGCACUGUCUGAACCGGUAAAUCGAGAUUUUCUACUGUGUACACAUUCUUGACCGCAUACUGUUUUUCCAUACCGCGACCCGAAAUAUUAAGAUUGAUUACUCGUGUAUCUGGGAUCCGCUUCGUUACACCUCCAGUCCAUUGCAAACACAAUGUAGUUGGAUGUCCUUUUAUAUCCAGUUGAUCAGCAAUUUCUUGAUACAGCAUUGUGAUUGACGAACCUUCGUCCAGAAAUGCGAAGGUAUCUACCGAAUUGAAUUUCCCAUAGAGUGUCACUGGUACUACACGAAAUAUCGGUAGAUCUUGUGGAUUACGAUGCACGGCAACUGUGCUGUUGGUGGUUUUUGACUCAGAAGGGUGAAGUAGACGAUGGUGGUUCUCCGAACAUCCUUGGACACCACACGUAUUCCCUUUACAUGGCCAGCGCCCAUGCGCAGCUAAGCACCUACGACAAAGACGAUAUUGCUCAAUGGCUUUCCAACGAUCUUAGAGAGAAAAGUUCUUGAACGUAAAACACUCUCGAAAUAUGUGUCCAAUUUUCGAACAUACCGUGCACUGUUUUUGUUCACUAUUUUUCUUCAAAUUAACAUCCUUGUCUUUGAAAUUCUCCUGCUGGGGUCUCUGAUCCGAAAACGAAUGGCCGUUUAUGUAUCCUCGUUCCCUAGCUUUCGUGCGCUCUUCUUUCCACAACAUCUUCUUGUCGCUAACGGCUAUCGCGGUAACAUUGCUGGCAGCAGACACGAGCGUUGACAUAUAAUACUAAACACUCCAAGAUCUGAUUCUGAAUGUUGGCGAAUAAACAAUGCCCAAUCCAGUUUGAUGUUAGGAGGGAGUUUGUCCACAAGCUCCUGCAUCAGAGUUGGAUUCGACAAGUGUGUGUCUAAUCCAACGGAACGCAAGUAUUCGCAAAAGUUCUGAACCACUAAUCCAAAGGCGACCAAAGAUUCCAAUUUAUCUGCUCUAGGUGAUGGCGUUGCGCGAACCUUGUUUAAAAGCGUGCGAACAAUCAGCUCUGGUCUCCCAAACAAAGUCUGCAACGUGUUGACAACGUUUGAUACGGACGAUGGAUGCAACAAGACACUGCUUACAGCUUCUCUUGCAAUUCCUUUCAGACAGCGCUGUAACCUCAUAAGAUUUUCGGAAUCCGAGUAGCCACACAUACGUGUUGAAUUAGUGUAGCUACUGAAGAACAAUGGCCAGUCACUAGGGUCCCCGUCAAAAACUGGACGUUCUUUAGGAACAACAUGUCGGGCGGCUAACUGUUGUUGAUUAACAUUGACAGCAGACGGAUGUGGUUCGAAACAGGGGGCUUCUGGAUACCGAGCGAUGUUCCAUGUAUCAGCAGGCCAAGGUACCGUCAUCUGUGAACUAGCCACGAAAUCUCGAUAUGUUGCGCGGAAAUGAUGCAUCUGGCAACACAACGAACAAGGGAGAAACAGCAGCUGUCAGAUAAAAAAAACCUGUAAUCUAGCUUCAACAGACAUGCGCUUUUUUCAGUACAGUAUUCCUUUUUUCCUUACUCUAUAAUAAAAAUGUAUUUGCUUAAAUUAAACAUUGUUACCGUUAAAAUAUCAAAUGGGCUAACAAAUGUGAGUAGACAACAAAUUAAAACUUACACUAUUAUAAACGAUGAAUUGAAUUAAAAUUACAGCUUUGAGCAAACUCCACCAAAUCCACGAGUUUAGCUGAAAGGAAGUCCGAAAGUUUCCGUAACAUACCCAGUUGGUAAUCUUCCAUAAAAAUUCUUUUCAAGCUAGCCACGAAUAACAGAAUCACCGCACAGAGCAUUCAAAUUAUUAAAAAAAAUCGUCAAGCUAGUCUCUUAUCAUCUUCCAGAUAAAACUAUAAUUUAAUAAAUAAAAAAUAAAUAUAAAUUUGCUCAUAUAUAUCACUGUAUAAAUUUGACAAUAUGAAAAUCAAAUACCGAGAUGACAGAAACAUAUUUGAUUUAAUGAAAGAAAAAAGUAAAUAAAUCAAAAGCCGAACCCCUUUUGGAACCCAUUUUUUCCGGGAAACAAAGUACAACCCUGACCACGCAAAACGACACAACCGUGUAUCAGAAACCUUGCCGGCUGUAGCGCUACAUAACUUUCGUGAUCCGGACAACCUAUAUAGGGCGAGAGGCAACUGAACACCAUAAUUAUACUCACUAAAGUGGCCCUAGCUUGAGUAUAAUCGCGACACAGCCUACUAUGGAGAGGUAGUGCUGCUGCUGCUGCUCGACUCGAUAGUUUCUCCGCACCCGACAGUAGCAGGCUGUUUGUUGUCAACACAAACAUAUGUUAGCGAGCGCUGGUCAGAAAAAGGAAAAAACUCGAGAAAGUAAAUGUGUCAACGAAAAUGGCGGACAAAAGGUAUAAAAGCUCUGUUCAAAGUUAAUUUCCGGCGAAUUUUUUCCCCAACAAGGAAAAAUAAACACAAGAGACCCUCUAAUCAAGGUGCGCGUUUUAGUGCAUACAAAGCAAAGAACAGAUUGAGACACAUUUCGUUGAUUACAAAGAAAAAAAGGAAAAAGAAACCGAGUAUGCAAAAACGCUCAAACAUUCGGGGGUUUAGAUUUGCUACUGAAAGUGGGGAGAUAGUACGGAUAGAAAGAAAAGAGUAUAUUUAUAAAAGUUAUCAAAAUUCGCUCGGCUGAAAGCCGCUGAUGAUGCGCAGGUAGACGGAAAUGUUUAGCAACAAACAAUGCGACAGAUGCGAAUAAUAAAAUGAUUUAUGAAUUAAAAAAAAAAUGGUAAAGAAAAACUUUAUUUUUUAUAAGAAAACAAAUGAAAAAAGCUAGAAAACACACUAAAUCACAAAAACACACACACACAUAUAAGAGAAAAGGAGGAAGAAAUCGUUUUGUUCUAAACAUAAAAAAAACAAAACAACUAAAAGCACAACAGCAAAAGAACGAAAUGUACUUAGCUUAAGUAACACACCCAACCCGGAGGAUGCGACGAAAUGGGAUAAUUAUGCCUCCCAUUGCGCAAAGUCGUGACCCUCCGAAAGUGCCAGUGUCUGCAAACACACUAAAAACUGCGGUGUGUUAAAUAUGAAAUUUUAGUUUUCUGUGCAUUGGUUGGGUGUGUGCCGUCAAUUCAGUAACACUCCCCAUCGUGCACCAAAGAAAGGGAACGCAUUCACACACACAGCAAGUAUGUGUGCGUGUGCUACUGAAACAUUUUUUUUCUGCUUUUGUUUUAUAGAGAAUUUAAAACAAAAAUCUUGAGAAAGAACAUAACAAUGUACACAUUAGAGGAGAAGAAUACAAGGAAAUUUAAACCAAAAACAAAACAAAAAACGUCAAAACGAGAAGAAACCAACAUGCUGUGAGGAAUUAAGAUGAAAUAAAAUGAAGCAACACAAAAUAGUUGAAAAAAAAACACAUUGAAUCGAAACAAAACCAAUGCAAAAUGGAGUAAUUAUGGCAGUGUGAGCGAAUGCAAAGUUUCACGAAGUGGAAUGAGGGAAAAGUAAGUUUUUGCGAGCAAAAGCGCAAGGAGAGGCGAAGAAGAUGUAAACCAAGGAAGGCAAAUGAGUAGUCCUGUGAACAUAAAAACAUGAAAAUUAAUAAAUGUAUUUUAAAUGUUA